Lethenteron reissneri (Far Eastern brook lamprey) is the source of this 464-nucleotide messenger RNA. RefSeq names its product ribosomal protein L37 (gene RPL37). Gene Ontology annotation, molecular function: structural constituent of ribosome; RNA binding. NCBI's taxonomy places the organism in Eukaryota, Metazoa, Chordata, Hyperoartia, Petromyzontiformes, Petromyzontidae. Gene Ontology annotation, biological process: translation. Gene Ontology annotation, cellular component: cytosolic large ribosomal subunit; ribosome. The record is from RefSeq and is a predicted model, not a curated record.
AUUCCGUAGCACGCAUGCGCAGAGGCGGUACAGGGGGAGGGGGAAGCUCUUCCGGGUCGAAGGUCGAGCGCUCCGUCUUUUCCGCUCGGGAUCCCAGGCAACAUGACCAAGGGGACGUCCUCGUUCGGCAAGCGCCGCAACAAGACACACACGCUGUGUCGCCGCUGCGGUGCCAAGGCCUACCACAUCCAGAAGUCGCUCUGCGCCAAGUGCGGAUACCCGUACAAGAGGAAGAGAAGCUACAACUGGAGUGUGAAGGCCAAGAGGCGUAACACCACUGGAACUGGCCGCAUGAGGCACCUGAAGGUGGUCUUCCGCAGGUUCAGGAAUGGAUUCCGCGAGGGCACCACCCCGAAGCCGCGCAGGUCCGUUGCUGCUCAGACCACAUCUUCGUAAACGUGGCCUGUUGGUAACGCCUGCUGCUGUGAUAGUGGGAAAUAAAGCAUUGUGAUGUACACAAACAA